Poecilia latipinna (sailfin molly) is the source of this 1027-nucleotide messenger RNA. RefSeq lists its product as uncharacterized. The transcript is spliced from 3 exons. Bases 165 to 965 code for a protein of 266 amino acids. Lineage: Eukaryota; Metazoa; Chordata; Actinopteri; Cyprinodontiformes; Poeciliidae. Gene Ontology annotation, biological process: cell surface receptor signaling pathway; immune response. The record is from RefSeq and is a predicted model, not a curated record. Gene Ontology annotation, cellular component: external side of plasma membrane. Gene Ontology annotation, molecular function: transmembrane signaling receptor activity.
CUCAUCCAACAGCGUCUCUCACAGUGAGUCCUGACAGAGAGCAACACUUCACUGAUGAGAAAAUCCAACUGAACUGUUCAGGAAGCUCUGCUGACUGGAGAGUUAAGAGGUUUAUAGAAUCGUACAACCAGUCAGAUUUAUCAGACUGCUCCAGCUGGGGAACAAUGACUGGAUCCUCAUGUACCUUCAGCAGUCUUGGGUAUCACGAUGCAGUGCACUGGUGUGAGUCUGGAUCAGGAGAGUUCAGCAAUGCAGUCAACAUCACUUUAAACACUCCAGAUUCACUCCUCACUGUGUCUCCAUCAUGGCUGAAUCCUGGAGCCUCAGUGACUCUGAGCUGUGAGGUUAAACCUUCAUCUGCAGGAUGGAGGUUCUACUGGUAUAAAGCUGUUCCUGAUUUAUCAAAGAACAACUACAGAUAUGAGCUGCUGCCUGAGAGCAUCGAUGGGACUGAACAGGACUCCAUUAUCAUUCCUGGACAGAAACACACAGCAGGAUAUUCAUGUAUAGCUGGAUGGGGAAAUUCUGACUUUUUCGCUAAAUACAGUGAACCCAAGUUUAUCUGGUCUGCAGAACCUCAUCCAGCAGCGUCUCUCUCAGUGAGUCCUGACAGAGAGCAACACUUCACCUCUGAGUCUGUGACACUGAACUGUGGAGGAAACUCUACUGAGUGGAGAGUGAAGGAGUUUAGAGAAUCAGGUUUCUCAUCAUGUCCAUGCACCACCUGGGGGUCAAUGACUGGAUCCUCAUGCACCUUCAACAGAACAUGGUCCCAUAAAUCAGUUUUCUGGUGUGAGUCUGGAUCAGGAGAGUUCAGCAAUGCAGUCAACAUCACUUAUCAAAGUACGUUAUUAUACGUGGUUCAUCAUUCACUUUAUAAUGUCAUUCAAAUCCAGGAACCAGUAACUGAGUUUGAGUUAUUAUUCAAGACUAAAUAUUUUCUUCUUCUGUGGUUUGUGUAUUAAUUUAAAAUUAGAUUUUCUGAAAAGCUCUUUUCUCAUUUAUGUUAAACUUACGUGGCUGUAGA